UUCGCGUUUGGUCUGAGCUCUCGCGAGAGUCGAGAAGUGGCUUGUGUUCGGCCUGCUUGGCCGCCAUCUUGUUUCUUCGCAAGCGAGAAAGAGAGCGGAGUCUUGUUCGUUUUCGGAAUGUUUCUGACAAUAACACUGCUUCGAAAUAAAAUUCCCGGGAGGCAAUGGGUUGGUAAACACAGAAGACCAAGAUUUGUUUCUGUUCACACGAAGAACAGAAUGAUCCGGAGGCUGGAAAUCGAAGCUGAAAAUGAAUAUUGGUUGAGCCGACCAUAUAUGACAAAAGAACAAGAGUAUUGUCACAACCGAGAAGGUAGGCAAGCAUAUUUUAAGGAGCUUGUGGCUGCAGCAAAAUCCAAGUUUCCUGAACACAAGUAUGCUGCUGAACAUCUGGACCAUCUUAAUGUGACCAAGAAAUGGACAUGUUCAUGAAGGACAUAACGCAAGCAUUCAGGUGGACUGUUUGGGGCCAGUGACUGGACUAUUUAUAUUUGCUGAAAGUGGCAAUACCCAGUUGUAGUGUGGCCUAUAAAUAAAUGUUUUGCUCUCCA
Anolis carolinensis (green anole) is the source of this 551-nucleotide messenger RNA. RefSeq names its product mitochondrial ribosomal protein L57 (gene mrpl57). Bases 118 to 432 code for a protein of 104 amino acids. Lineage: Eukaryota; Metazoa; Chordata; Lepidosauria; Squamata; Anolidae. Gene Ontology annotation, molecular function: structural constituent of ribosome. Gene Ontology annotation, cellular component: mitochondrial ribosome. Gene Ontology annotation, biological process: mitochondrial translation. The transcript is spliced from 2 exons. The record is from RefSeq and is a predicted model, not a curated record.